Perognathus longimembris pacificus (Pacific pocket mouse) is the source of this 950-nucleotide messenger RNA. RefSeq names its product small integral membrane protein 30 (gene Smim30). Lineage: Eukaryota; Metazoa; Chordata; Mammalia; Rodentia; Heteromyidae. The transcript has 2 exons. The record is from RefSeq and is a predicted model, not a curated record. Bases 133 to 312 code for a protein of 59 amino acids.
UUUUACUCUUAAUAGACGGUGUCACGUGUAACCUCUUAGCCUCACCAUCCGGAACUCCAGAGAGGAACUAUUUCAGAUAGAACUUUAUUCCAUUUCUUUGGAGCCCUCAGACAAGCUCAAGAUCCCAACAUCAUGACCUCCAUUUCUGCACAGAUGCUGGUAGUCCUCAUUUCACUGCUUUUGGUUUUGCCUGCUGUGGAAGCAGUAGAAGCUGGAGAUGCCAUUGCUCUCUUGUUAGGUGUAGUUCUCAGCAUUACAGGCAUUUGUGCUUGCUUAGGGGUUUAUGCAAGAAAGAGAAAUGGACAGAUAUGAUUUUUGCAAGGCUCCUCAGAAGUCAGUCUUCAUCCUGACACCCUCAAAACCUUUACUGAACAUUGAUCUCCAAAGUUCCUAGCAAACCUAAAUAGGAUGAUUUCACACUUGUAGUCCUUUCCCAUAAAGUGGGAACACAGAUUUGUUAGAUGUGGGGGAAAAAAUUAUAACAAAUAAUGCUUGAAAAAUACAGCCUAUAAUUUGUAUUUGCUGUUUAGAAAGAUCAAAGAAGAAAGAUGGCUUAAGUUUGUAUAAGUAAUAUUUCCUAAGCAUUCUCAAAGCAGAUGAAGUUGAAAGAAUGAAGCUUUGUUCCAGAAUCCAGCAAGUUACCAUGGUUCAGUUACAGUCACUGCCUCCUGAAUUGUUGAGGAACUCUUUACUCCAUGUUUGUAUUAGAUUGUUUUUUGUUUUAUCUGUUAAAGUUAAUAUUUUACUUACAUAUUGAAUAGCCAGAAAUUGAAACUUUUAAGUCUCUGGGAUGGGGAAGGGGAAAUUAAAAACAAAUGUAUUCAAUCUAUCUGUUACUAAAAUGGAUAAGAGAUUUAAUGUAAAAAACAAAAAAUACAAAAAAAAUCUAUAUUAAUAUCUCAAUGAUGAGAAGUAUUCUAUUAAAUAUAAGCCCAUUAUGUUAUAAGUUA